Messenger RNA from Phyllotreta striolata, 657 nucleotides. Lineage: Eukaryota; Metazoa; Arthropoda; Insecta; Coleoptera; Chrysomelidae. The record is from the annotation of a GenBank genome assembly.
CGCUUUCAAAAUUCUCACACAAUUCGCAUAUCGUGAACAUUAUUUCGCCGGCAGUCGUAAAUUUAUCUAGCAUAUUCCAGCACGCAUAUAAUGUACAGUACAUUUUCGGGCGCAAUUUCGUAAAAUCGUAUGCAACAAUGUAACUCGAACUAUGGGUGAUGAAGUGAACACGGCGCUGAGCGAGCAACAGCAAUGGGAGCAGUUCGUGAUAUCUUUCUACAAUUGCGCCAUGCUCCAGGGUACCGUCGCCUAUCUCCUGAUGUCCAUCUACGCGGUCGCUCCCCAGGAAAUUAGCUCUUAUCUCGGCUUCGACUUGGCGGGUUAUCUCUGGAGUAACAUGGUCUACGGUCUAUCGGUCGUGAUAUUUUCUAGGCCUACAUUUAGAAGUGUCUCGCCAUCAAAUCGAAUCGCCUUCGCAUUGUUGGGAUCGCUGAUGUUCAAUCACGCCAGUAUGAAUUGCUUCAGUUGGAUCCACCGGACGUUCCCGGAGAGGCCGUACGUGCGCGGUUUCCUGGGAUUCUUCGCCGGCAGGAUAAUGAUGGUGCAUUUCCUGGCGUUCCUCUACCACAUGGACACCAGGACGAUAACGCCGGGCGUCCGGAUGGAGAGGAGUCCGGUCUUCGAGCAAAUAUACAAUACGCCUUAGUUGGGUAAUUC